Molecule: messenger RNA, 438 nt
Organism: Schistosoma intercalatum
Lineage: Eukaryota; Metazoa; Platyhelminthes; Trematoda; Strigeidida; Schistosomatidae
Source: the annotation of a GenBank genome assembly
AUGCUAACACCAAAAGAUGGUUGUAUUUUUUGCUCCAUUGCUUACGGAAAGACAAAUCAAACAGUCUGUUUCGAAACCAAUGAUUUAGUGAUAUUUCAUGAUCACUUACCGAAAGCUCAGUAUCACUUCCAAUGUGUUCCUAAAAAGCACAUAAGGAACGCUAAAUAUUUGACUCAUGAAGAUAUACCACUAGUUAUGGAUAUGAUGAAUUGCGGAAAGAAUUAUCUCACUAGUCAAUUGAAAUUGGACCCAGACGAUUUUCUGUUUGGAUUUCAUUGGCCACCAUUCAAUAGUGUCCAUCAUUUACACAUGCACAUCCUUGGACCUAAACAACUUAUGAGUUUUAAUCUAAUGUUUGAUCCGCGGUUUCGUAUUUUCCGAAAGGUUGAGAGAGUUUUGGACGAUUUAAAAAAGCUCAAAAUUGAAAGGAAGAAGUGA